This is a messenger RNA of Kazachstania africana CBS 2517, 858 nucleotides long. It is a transcript of the gene PTC1, whose product is annotated as type 2C protein phosphatase PTC1. Bases 1 to 858 code for a protein of 285 amino acids. The record is from RefSeq and is a predicted model, not a curated record. Gene Ontology annotation, biological process: protein dephosphorylation. The transcript has a single exon. Gene Ontology annotation, molecular function: protein serine/threonine phosphatase activity; cation binding. Lineage: Eukaryota; Fungi; Ascomycota; Saccharomycetes; Saccharomycetales; Saccharomycetaceae.
AUGGAACAAAAUAAGAACGAUCUCAGUGGACAAGAGAUAAAUGAAACUUCUCCCUGCGAAGUUACGUAUAAGGUUGGUGUUGCCGAAAAUAAAAAUUCAAAGUUUCGUACUACUAUGGAGGAUGUUCAUACAUACGUCAAAAAUUUUGCAUCAAGGUUAGACUGGGGAUAUUUUGCAAUAUUUGAUGGACAUGCUGGUUUCCAGGCAUCCAAAUGGUGUGGUUCAAAUCUACAUACCAUUGUUGAGAAAAAAUUAUUGGAAGAUGAAACUAAAGAUGUCAGAGAAGUACUCAAUGAAUCGUUUGUAAUUGCCGAUGAGCAUAUCAACAAUAAAUUACAAGGUAAUAGUGGUUGUACUGCGGCUGUCUGUGUCUUACGGUGGGAAUUACCAGACACCUUGGCAAAUGAUGUUGUUGAACUUAGUCAGUAUCGAAGGAAGUUAUAUACAGCGAACGUGGGCGAUUCAAGGAUAAUCCUGUACAGAGAUGGACAUAGUGUGAGAUUAACCUAUGAUCAUAAGGCGUCCGACUUAUUGGAGAUGCAAAGAGUGGAGCAAGCGGGUGGUCUCAUAAUGAAAAGUAGGGUUAAUGGUAUGUUAGCCGUAACAAGAUCACUAGGUGACAAAUUUUUUGAUAGUUUAGUGGUAGGAAAUCCGUUCACAACAAGUAUAGAAAUAACAAAGGAGGAUGCAUUUUUGAUCAUAGCUUGCGAUGGACUUUGGGAUGUGAUCGAUGAUCAGGAAGCAUGCAACCUAAUUAAAGACGUAACCGAUCCCGAUCAGGCAGCUAAGAUUCUAGUCAGAUACGCUUUAGAACAUGGAACGACAGAUAAUGUCACGGUAAUGGUUGUUCUACUUUGA